AUGGAAAAUUCAUGUGUUCAAUUGAAUGAUUUGCCUGAUGAAAUUCUUGUGAUUAUUUUAAAAAAAUUGGCUAAAGUAGAAGUACUUUAUUCUUUAUUCGAUGUCAAUAAACGAUUAAAUAAAAUUUCACAUGACACUGUUUUUACUAAUGAUUUACCUAUUCUGAUGUCUGCAUCCGAUGAUUUGAUUUAUUCAUUACCUGAUCUAAUACUUGGUCGUUUUUGCUCAUAUAUUUUACCUAAAAUUCAUGAAAAAAUCGAAUGGCUUCAUCUUGAAUCACGAUCAAUGGAACGCAUUCUUCUUGCUACAAAUUAUCCGAAUUUAUAUGGAAUUAGUUUACAUAAUAUUCAACCAAAAACGGCUAUAAAUCUUUUUACGGGUAAGAUAUUUUACUUUUAUUCUUCCUAUGAUAGACACAUUAAAUCUAUAAAUGAAAUAAAUUCACGGAUUAAUUUCUGAUCAUCGUUAAUUAGAUGAUUAGAGUUAUUAUUAAUUUAACUUUUGAUUCGUAUUUGUUAAUACGAAGAGAAGAAGAUUGUCGCAUAAAAGAGAUGAUUUUUCCAUGAAAGUUAAGUACUGAUAGACAAAGUAAAAGACAGAAAUUUUCUUCGAUUUAAAGUUUUACAAAUUUUUUAAUAAUAAAAUGUAGAAUAAAAUACAUGAUACCAGAUACAAUACAACAUUUAAGAUGCAAUAUAAACGAAUAAGUAAGUCUAAAAAUGAAAAUCAAUUAUGUAAAUUGUAUGAUUAUUAAAAAAAGGAUAAAGCAAAUUUAUGUAAACUAUUUUUAGCUUCCAUGUAAGAAUAAUUUUUAAUGAUUUUUAAAAUUUUCUCAUUGUUUAGAUGAAACUUCUGUGAUUGCUAC
This is a messenger RNA of Rotaria socialis, 865 nucleotides long. NCBI's taxonomy places the organism in Eukaryota, Metazoa, Rotifera, Eurotatoria, Philodinida, Philodinidae. The record is from the annotation of a GenBank genome assembly.